AGUUGAAUAUUGUCCAAUGCAGUGGACAUCCCUAUCUCACAUGAACUUUGGAGCUGACCUACACAGGCGUUUAAGCUUUUGACCUCCACUUACUACACACAGAUCUGCUCUGCUGUCUCUCAGUCUGCACAAACUCUGACUUCUCAGCUUGAACUGAAUUUGAACAUCGCCUCAGUUGCGCACAGCAGCAGCAUGGCAGAGCCCAGCGGGAUCUUGAUAAAAGGAGGUAAAGUGGUGAAUGAAGACUGCUCCGUGAUCAGCGACGUCUACAUUGAGAAUGGAAAAAUAGUUGAAGUUGGGCUGAAUCUUCAGGUCCCAGGCGGGGUGCGAGUGAUCGACGCCACCGACAAACUGGUGAUCCCCGGCGGCAUCGACACGCACACACACAUGGAGCUAGCGUUCAUGGGCACCAAGGCUGUGGACGACUUCCACAUCGGAACCAAGGCCGCUGUAGCAGGAGGGACCACAAUGAUCCUGGACUUUGUCAUCCCCCAAAGGGGCACGUCCCUCCUGGAGGCCUACGACUGUUGGCGAAAGACAGCUGACCCCAAAGUUUGCUGCGACUACUCGCUGCAUGUCGCUGUCACAUGGUGGAGUGACAAGGUGAAAAAAGAGAUGCAGACACUGACUGAAGAGAAGGGAAUUAAUUCCUUUAAGAUGUUUAUGGCCUAUAAAGAUGUGUUCAUGCUUCAGGACACUGAGCUGUAUGCUGCCUUCUCUCAGUGUAAGGAGAUUGGAGCUAUAGCUCAGGUGCAUGCUGAGAAUGGAGACCUGAUUGCAGAGGGGGCUAAGAAGAUGCUGUCUAUGGGCAUCACGGGGCCAGAGGGCCAUGAGCUGUGUCGGCCGGAGGAGGUGGAGGCCGAGGCCACCCAGCGAGCCAUCACCAUAGCCAGUGCUGUCAACUGCCCGCUCUAUGUGGUCCAUGUCAUGAGCAAAUCUGCUGCCAAGGUGGUUGCUAAUGCACGCAGAGAGGGGCAUGUGGUGUAUGGGGAGCCUAUUGCAGCAGGAUUGGGCACUGAUGGUACUCACUACUGGCACAAAGAAUGGGCUCAUGCUGCCAGCUUCGUCAUGGGUCCUCCCCUCAGACCUGACCCCAGCACCCCUGGGUACCUCAUGGACCUACUGGCCAAUGAUGAUCUCAGUGUAACUGGGACGGACAACUGCACCUUCUCUGUGUGCCAGAAGGCCCUCGGCAAAGACGACUUCACCAAGAUCCCAAACGGAGUGAACGGAGUGGAGGACAGGAUGUCUGUCAUCUGGGAGAAAGGAGUGCACAGUGGCAAAAUGGACGAGAAUCGAUUUGUAGCUGUCACCAGCAGCAACGCAGCAAAAAUCUUCAACUUCUAUCCGCAGAAAGGCCGUAUCGCCAAGAACUCAGAUGCUGAUGUGGUUAUAUGGGACCCUAAGAUGACAAGGAAGAUCUCAGCCAAGACCCACCACCAAGCUGUGGACUACAACAUCUUUGAGGGCAUGGAGUGCCACGGUGUCCCUGUCCUCACCAUCUCCAGAGGGAAAGUGGUCUAUGAGGAUGGGCGGUUAAAUGUGUCACCAGGGCAUGGCAGAUUCAUCCACAGGAAACCCUUCACUGAAUAUGUUUACAAAAGAAUCAAUCAAAGGGAUAAGGUGGGGCAGCCUAAAGCUGUGAUCAGAAAGCCCUAUGAAGGCAAAGUCAUUUCUCUAUGAACAACCAACCCAGAACAUGAAAGGCACUUGUACUCUCCAGCUGUGUGUCUCCAGUACAAUCCAGAAGCAACCAAAGCCAAAACAAGUAAAUGCUGUCUCAGGCUGAUCUGAGUGACUUUUCUACAGUUUUGACAUAAAGUCAUACGUUCCUUAUUCCGCUAUUCAGAUUACUGUGUGCAGUAAAGGGGGUGGUGUUGGUGUUAAGGUCAACUCUGAUCAGUUAAGGUCAAUGCUCUGUUGGCAGAUAAUACCUUUGUUAUAUUUGUUCAACUGUGCAAAGUUUCCAGGUCAGCUGAGCUCAGUACACAGGUUGGUAGAACUCACUGUGCUGCUGAAAAUUAUGUUUGCUCUUACAUACAUUACGCAAUCAAGUUUCUGUAAGGAAUGAAGACAGGGCUUAUGCAUGAUUUCAGGAUCGUUCAUCACUAUA
Centropristis striata (black sea bass) is the source of this 2113-nucleotide messenger RNA. It is a transcript of the gene dpys, whose product is annotated as dihydropyrimidinase. Gene Ontology annotation, biological process: pyrimidine nucleobase catabolic process. The coding region runs from base 193 to 1683 and encodes 496 amino acids. The transcript is spliced from 9 exons. NCBI's taxonomy places the organism in Eukaryota, Metazoa, Chordata, Actinopteri, Perciformes, Serranidae. Gene Ontology annotation, cellular component: cytosol; cytoplasm. Gene Ontology annotation, molecular function: dihydropyrimidinase activity. The record is from RefSeq and is a predicted model, not a curated record.